CCGGCUCGUCGCGCCUCCUCUUCCCUUCCCUUCCCUUCCCGCCAGCUGCGGGGCCGGUUUGAAUCGCGGCGGGAAGGCGGUGCCGGUGCCGGCGGGUAUUGAGACAGAGAAAGCAGAUUUGCAUCGGGUACAAUUUUUUGGUAACUUUAUCCUUAGUUGUAUAUUUAGCAGUAUAUACUGAACAGCGGAAUGUCCUCAAAGAAGAAGAUGAAGAGAAAUCAUUCUGGAAAUAAAUUAAAGGAACACAAAGCCAACUCCCAUCCUCAUUGGAAAUUACUUCCACUUGAGGAACCAGAUGUCUCAAGGAUAUUGAAGGUAGCGGAAGCAAAUCAACUUGAGGAGCUUGAUGAUUCAUUUGAUCACCCUCUGCACAGCACUGCUGUGGAUGCUUAUGGAGAGGAGCAUUCACAAAACGAGUCACUUGGUCGUGUUUCAGCACCGCAAAGGAAGAAUACAGAAAGAAGGUCUGGUGGAAAAAAUAAAAAAACGCAUCGCUUAAAAAUGUCUGAUGGUGAUGUUCAGAAAUUCAACACAGCUGAUCCUGAAGAUGAACCCCUUAAGGAGAACGUGAAAGCUCUGACUACUACUCAAUUCCAGGCUAAAAAGAAGCGGCCUUCAGAGGAGAACACAUCAGAUCCUUCUGUGGAUAGCCCAUGUUCUGUACAGGUUUGGUGUCCCAAAGAGCUGAAGAGAUCUCCUAGAGAUAUUACAGAACUGGAUGUUGUUCUGGCUGAAUUUGAGAAGAUAGCAGCAAAUUACAGACAAAGCAUAGAAUCAAACAUCUGCAGAAAAGCUAUCAGUGGCUUCUGUUCUGCUUUCAAGAACGAAAUCACCGAUCUUAUAGUGGAAGUCCAGGAAUUAAAGACUAUGAAGAAAAAAAAUGCUAAGGUAAUAACAGACAUCAAAAAGAAAAGGCAGCGACUGUUGCAACUCAGAGAAGAGCUAAUUGGAGCUGAACCACAACUGAUACAACUACAAAGAGAAUAUGCUGAGGUACAGGAAAGGAAAUCUUCCUUGAGGGAAGCAACUGAAUUACUUACUGAUUUAAAGGAGCUACAGCAAGACUGUUUGGAUUAUAGAGAAGAAAACCCAAAAGAAAAAGUGGUAUAUGGAACUUCCAGCCUCCCUGCUCUUCUGGUGGAAUCACGGAGAAUUCUAGGAGCAGAAAGACACUUUCAGAAUAUUAAUAAGAAACUGGAAGAGGCUCUGGCUGUACAAAGAGGGAAGUUAUCAAAGAAGCACUAAGUGUUUUUUAAUAGACUUCUUGACAUUCGUUAGGAAAAAUUAUUAGAAUGGUCAGUGCUUAAAGCUUGUUUAAUCAUUGUUGCUCUAUUUUGCUUCAGUGUUUAAAAGAAGGCAGUGACUUAAUUAAAGAUUGUAUCUUUCUGUUGUCAAAUAGUCUGUGUGAGAACUUAUUCAGAAUGUCAGUGAAAUUAAUGAAAUAGCAAUUCCAGUUAAAGUAGUAAAAGUUUUCUGUGCUCUGUUAACAA
Gymnogyps californianus (California condor) is the source of this 1490-nucleotide messenger RNA. RefSeq names its product centromere protein U (gene CENPU). The coding region runs from base 190 to 1245 and encodes 351 amino acids. The transcript is spliced from 12 exons. Gene Ontology annotation, cellular component: nucleus. The record is from RefSeq and is a predicted model, not a curated record. Lineage: Eukaryota; Metazoa; Chordata; Aves; Accipitriformes; Cathartidae.